CUGGGAACCCACACUUAGACUCAGAGCUGAAGGUUGAACUCCACCUCCAGGCAGAAUGAGGCUCAGCACAGCAGCCCUUCUUCUCCUACUGGCCAGCUGCCUCUCUCCAGGACACGGUAUUCUGGAGGCCCAUUACACAAACUUAAAAUGUAGGUGUUCCGGAGUGACCUCUCAGUUUAUCCAUUUAAACAUCAUAGAUCGGAUUGAAGUUACGCGCCCUGGGAAUGGCUGCCCAAAAACUGAAGUCGUAAUCUGGACCAAGAUGAAGAAAGCUAUAUGUGUGAAUCCACGGGCCAAAUGGUUACAAAACGUAUUCAGAUUUGCCCGAAGCAAAGGUCUGUCUUCAACUCCCCAAACUCCAGUGAGUAAGAGAAGAGCUUUCUGAAACCACUGUCACCUCAAAAGACAUCUGCACCUUUUUUUUAAUCCCUGCUCUGAAUUUUAGUUAUGUUCUUAGUUGAAGAAUUUCCAAGAAAAUAACUUCCCUCUACAAAUAAACAUGACUGUAAGGUAAACAACAAUCUCACAGAACCUGAGAGGGGACACUCGGGCUUCUUGAAAUACUAAGCUCACAUUCUUGUUCCUUAAGGAAGGAUAUUUGAGAACAGGCAUUUAGUGACAACCCACUUCAGAUGCAUUCGGUGAUAGAUCUGUUGUUUAAUGUUAAACUAUCCUAGAUUGUAGAGGAAUGAAAAUUUACAUGUUGAAUCUGAAUUUGUAGCUCGUACUAACAAAAGGUUUACAAGAUGGACUUCAGUUAUUUUGCACCCUUGCAAAAAGCAGGCUCCCAUAAUAGUCUCCAGAAGGUUCCUGGGAAGCUGAUGCAAUGCCAGCCCAAGGUGAUGCAGAGCAGGUCUCCUUUAGAGAAAAGCUUCAUGGCGGAAAUAGUCCUACUUUGAAAGGUUGCUUGUAUAAGAUUUAUUGUCUUGGAUUAAAACCAGUAACAUUGAAAGACUGUCAGCUUAAAGUUCCAGGCUCUUCAACAAUAUACAAAUAUAUUCCUUUGCACUGUGACCCUGAUGAUCUAUUUUUAUUCUUCACAUCUUUCACACAGACAAAAUACCAGUCUCUUGUAUCAAAUUCUUUAAUGUUUCCUAUUCAUCUAGUGUCAUUCAAUAAACUUUAUCAAAUAUUU
Messenger RNA from Apodemus sylvaticus (European woodmouse), 1135 nucleotides. RefSeq names its product C-X-C motif chemokine ligand 13 (gene Cxcl13). Gene Ontology annotation, biological process: chemokine-mediated signaling pathway; inflammatory response; neutrophil chemotaxis. The transcript is spliced from 4 exons. Gene Ontology annotation, molecular function: CXCR chemokine receptor binding; chemokine activity. Gene Ontology annotation, cellular component: extracellular region. The coding region runs from base 56 to 385 and encodes 109 amino acids. Lineage: Eukaryota; Metazoa; Chordata; Mammalia; Rodentia; Muridae. The record is from RefSeq and is a predicted model, not a curated record.